Molecule: messenger RNA, 3069 nt
Organism: Manacus vitellinus (golden-collared manakin)
Lineage: Eukaryota; Metazoa; Chordata; Aves; Passeriformes; Pipridae
Gene: VEZT
Product: vezatin, adherens junctions transmembrane protein
Exons: 12
Coding region: 554-2500 (648 amino acids)
Biological process (GO): cell-cell adhesion
Cellular component (GO): plasma membrane
Molecular function (GO): myosin binding
Source: RefSeq, a predicted model, not a curated record
GGCGGGGCGGCUGAACGGAGCGGCGGACUCGUUUCCCAGCGUGCCCGCGGGAGGGGGUGGCAAUGGCGGGCAAGGAUGACACCCGGAGUUCGACGAAGAAGUGGUGUUUGAGAAUUCCCCACUCUACCAGUAUCUGCAGGACUUGGGACACACGGAUUUUGAAGUAUGCUCAUCAGCGUCGCAGAAGGCGGAGCAAUGUGCAGCAGCGGAAAAAGAAAAAGAGCGGACUGUGCGUGCCGCCCAGAAACAAGGCAUCCUGUCAAAACUAGCUGAAUUCUUUAGAAGCUGGUUUCCUUUUCCACAGUAUAAGAAAAACGAUGACAUACUUCACCGGCUGGAUGUUGGAUUUCGAGUUGACACGCUCCGUACCAUCCUGCAACAGGAAGUUCUGCUGCAGGAGGAUGUGGAACUGAUUGAGUUCCUUGACCCCAGUAUCCUGUCUGCGGGGCAGUGUAAGCAACAGGAAAACAGACAGCUUCCAACACUGCGCUCCCUAGCAACUCCUAAUAUUUGGGAUGUUUCGCUGUUUCUUGCCUUUGUAAGUGCACUGCUUAUGCUUCCUUCGUGGUGGAAGGAAUCAUCGUGGCUGCUGUGGGGACUAGUUCUGCUUGUCUAUGCAGUCUUUAGAGUAUGGGGCACAUGGAGGACAGCCAAGCUGCAAAUGUCCCUGCGAAAAUACUGUAUCCAGCUGGAAGAAACAGUGGCAAAUAGCCGAGCUUUUACUAAUCUCGUGAGGAAAGCUCUACGACUCAUUCAAGAGACUGAAGUAAUUUCCAGAGGAUUUACCCUUUUGCUUGACAGGGUCAGUGCUGCUUGCCCAUUUAAUAAAGCUGGACAGCAUCCUAGUCAGCACCUGAUUGGUCUCCGGAAGGCCGUGUAUCGAUCCGUCAGAGCCAACUUUCGGGCUUCAAGACUGGCCACUCUGUACAUGCUGAAAAACUACCCUCUGAACUCAGAGAGUGACAACGUGACCAGCUACAUCUGUGUAGUCCCCUUUAAGGAACUGGGUCUGGGACUGAGUGAAGAGCAGGUCUCAGAAGAGGAGGCACACAACCUAACCGAUGGCUUCAGCUUGCCUGCGCUCAAGGUCCUCUUUCAGCUCUGGGUAGGGCAGAGUUCAGAAUUCUUCAGGAGGCUGGUGCUGCUCCUCUCCCCAGCCAAUGCGUCCCCCAAGCCCUUGGUCUCCCCUGAACGGCUGCCUCAUCACAUCCUGUCCGAUGUGACUCAAGGCCUACCUCACACACACGCUGCCUGCUUGGAGGAGCUUAGGAGAAGCUACGAGUUUUAUCGGUACUUUGAAACUCAGCACCAGUCGGGUUUGGAAUGGCCACCCAGAACAAAGCAGAAGUCAAGGGAGCUGAACAGCCUUCAGACAGCAGUACGCAGCUUGCAGCUUCACCUCAAGGCGCUGCUCAAUGAGGUAAUAAUUCUUGAGGAUGAACUUGAAAAACUUGUUAGCACUAAGGAGACACCUGAGUUGACAACAGAAGCCCAUCAGGUUCUUGAACAAAAACUAAAGUUUAUUCAGCCUCAUAUCCAGGCAAGCAACAGCUGCUGGGAAGAAGCCAUUUCUCAGGUGGAAAAAAUGAGUGGAAGAAACACAAGUAAAAAAGGCAAAAUUGAAGUUUCCUGUGACAACCUACAGCGUACUACAGUACCUUUAACACAACCUGCCAUAUACAUAGAAAACAAAGAUCCAAUCCCUGAAGAGCAGGAAUUGGAAGCAUAUGUUGAUUAUUCAGAUACAGAUAAUGAAUACAAAAGAGAAGAUUUUUACUGCUUUUCCCAGGAAGAGAGAGAGAGACAAGAACGAGAGAGACAGGAAUCUAAAAGGGUGUUGCAAGAAUUGAAAUCUGUACUUGGAUUUAAAGCUUCAGAAAUAGAAAGACAGAAAUGGAAACAGCUGCUAUUCAGUGAACAUGCUGCAGUGAAACCCUUGCCUUCUGUAGAACCACUGAAGCUACUAAAUAAUUUGGAAUCACAUAUGAAUUCAGAUACAGAAAAGCAGGACUGCAGCCAAAGUGGUGAUAAAUCUGAAGAAAAAGACUCUAAUCCGCAAGUGACUGCUGCUGAUAAAAGCAGGACAGAAUAUUUGUAUGAAGAUCCUGAGACAGAGAAAAACAAAAACAGUACUGCAGAUGAAGGUGUUUCUACAGGGACUGAAGAAAGAAUGUGUUAUCAGAGUGAAGGGGAAGCUGAAGAACUCAAGCCGAGCAGUAUGGACGGAGUAGAGGUUUCACAGCCUCCCUCUAAGGAUGCAUUGCAUUCAAAAAUCAAGCAAAGGCUGGCCCAGCUCCACAUAUCAACAGAUUUAAACUUCACAUCUGGUCUGGCUGCACAAGUUGCUGCCAGGUCUUUCACUUUUACUACAAUGCAGGAAGAGACUUUUGGAGAUGAGGGAGAGGAGGAGGAAGAGAAGACAAAGGAGCAUGAAGACCUUGUGGAAGACUGUGAGAAUGAAGAUGGAGGCUCUGAAAGUGAAGGAAAAGUACAAGUCUGAGCUGAGCUUUGUUAAACCAACAGCAGGCAAUUUGAUGGAAAAAAAACUAAGGUGAGGUGUGAAGGUGAAAAUACUGGAUGGAAAAAAUAGGAGACCUAAAUAUAAUACAUCUUGUUCCCUAAGUCUGAUACACUGAAUAGGACUUCUAAGUAUAUUGAAAAUUUGCAGGUAAGAGAAGUUUAGGCUGCAUUCAAGAAAUAGAUGGCUGUUCCAUUUUUAAGGUCCUAGUGAUGGAGGUUGGAAUUGACCUUUGUGUUUUCUGUUUUAUUUAUUUAUUAUAAUGUAUUGUGGGUUUUUUAUUUCUAAAAUGAAGGAAAAACAAUGUCUUGAUUGACAACAGACUCCGGUUUUUGCUUUCUGAUUCUGUUGUCAUGGUAUCAGUGUUUGUUCCAGUAAAAAAAGCCAGGACGUUUCUUUUAGAAGAACCUGAACUGUUCCCUGUGAUCUUCCCCCACCACUUUUGUUUCACUUCUUGUAUCUGCAGCGUGUUGACUAAGCCACAGUAGACAUUUGUAAUUCUGCAGCUAGUGAUGUGGCACCCAAAUAAAAUGUAGAAUUUUAAAUAAAAA